CAACCCCUGGACCGCUCCUAAUCCCGCUGCCAUCCCUCUCGUCUCUUCGCCUUCCCGGGCUGCAGCGGACAGUGGAACCGGCGACGGUGAAAGGCGCCGGAGCCGGUAUCUCUCUCACAUCCGAUCUCCUCGUCCCUCUCCCUUCUCCACCUCUUCGGCCGCCUCCGACCUCCUCGCUCGCCGCUCCGCCGGCCCCCACUCCCUCCGCCCUGCCCCCAGCCGCCGCUGGCACCCGCCCACGCCUAGGCCUCCGCCUUUUAAAUUCUCUUCGCUUCGAGGGAUGGCGUCUCUCAGAGGCCAGAAUGGCUUCUAGCGCUUGGGCCAUGGCAUAUGAAGAGUUUCUCAUGUCAGAUACUGACGAAUUUUUACCUUUGUCACAGGGUUGUUUGCAGAAACUCAAAACGAAGGGCUAGCAUACGAAAAGCCAUGGAUGACUCUCGCUUUCGGCAGGAGAAGGUCCAGAGAUUCGAGGAGUUCGUUGAUCGCCGCCUGAAGCCCGACCUUGUCCAAGCCGUUGCCCAGCGGGACAAGGUCUUCCAGCAGCAGAAGGUCUUCCAAGAUCUCAGGAGGAACAUUGAGAAUUUGGAGAAAAAUGGGGUGACGUCCCUCCGGACCAUGGUCAAUCUGGGGUCUGAAGUCUACAUGCAGGCGGAUGUGCCUGAUACAUGCCACAUAUUUGUUGAUAUUGGAUUGGGUUUUCAUGUGGAAUUCACUUGGUCAGAAGCAUUGGACUUCAUUUCAGUGAGGGAAGCAAGGCUAGCAAGGCAAAUAGAUGAGUACACUCACCUUAUUGCAAACAUCAAAGCUCAAAUAAAAUUGGUUAGCGAAGGUAUUCGGGAGUUGCUUCAAAUACCAGCAGAAUGAUGUGCAUAGCAUUCAAUUUUGAUGGGUCUCUAGCUUUGCUGUUGUUGUUGAUGUUGCAUACAGCAAGAUGGACAACUCAUCUAUGCAGAAGAUAAGCACAGCUUAGGGUUGCUAUACUCUUAGCGAAUACAAUUAUGCAUUUCACAAAUUUUGUACCGUUAGAUAUUCUAACUAAAAUUACAGCAGAUAUACAAGUUUGAUGGAACUGUAUCUACAUGCGAUCCUGCUGGCAAUGCAGAAUUUAAGCAGGGCCAUUUUAUAGUAAAAAAAAAAAAAAACAUGUAUAAUAUUUUAUUAGCUUCUAACUAGUUGGACAUAUUUACUGGAUUGGAUGAUAUUUUAGAAGUAA
Molecule: messenger RNA, 1213 nt
Organism: Elaeis guineensis (African oil palm)
Lineage: Eukaryota; Viridiplantae; Streptophyta; Magnoliopsida; Arecales; Arecaceae
Biological process (GO): negative regulation of transcription by RNA polymerase II; positive regulation of transcription by RNA polymerase II
Cellular component (GO): mediator complex
Molecular function (GO): transcription corepressor activity
Source: RefSeq, a predicted model, not a curated record